Botrytis fragariae is the source of this 606-nucleotide messenger RNA. Its product is annotated as putative 15-hydroxyprostaglandin dehydrogenase (nad(+)) protein. Gene Ontology annotation, molecular function: indoleamine 2,3-dioxygenase activity; heme binding; metal ion binding. The record is from RefSeq and is a predicted model, not a curated record. The transcript has 3 exons. Gene Ontology annotation, biological process: 'de novo' NAD+ biosynthetic process from L-tryptophan. Bases 1 to 606 code for a protein of 201 amino acids. Gene Ontology annotation, cellular component: cytoplasm. Lineage: Eukaryota; Fungi; Ascomycota; Leotiomycetes; Helotiales; Sclerotiniaceae.
AUGUCCGAUUCGAUUCGAUCAUCUAAAGAAGUUUUCUUCCAAAUGUUUUAUGACCUUGAAAUUGUUGCUUUCUCCAUUUACCACGAAAUGGUUCUCUCAGUCCUAGCUUACAACUCCUCAUCCCCUAGCACCUGCCUCCCCAACCUCUGUACCAUCAACAAACGUCUCCGCGACCUCUUCCUCGUCUUCUACGAAAAUCUCACUAAAUUCCGCGUCUCUCACUCCGUCUGGCUUUCCUACGUUCAGGGAUUCCAAGGAUGGGGCGUUGGAAAAAUCGUCAAUGGGGAAUAUGUGAAAUACGAUGGACUUUCUGGAAAUCAUGUCUUGUUCUUCCAAGCUCUAGAUGCGUUCUUGAUAAUGGAUAUAUAUUUGACAGAUGAGAAUAUGGAGAGAUAUAUACCGUUGUUUCGUGCCGCGCAUCGCGCACGUGUAAUGUCGUAUCUCCAAGAGCCAGCUCCUGAACGUCUAGUAAUGACAGCUGGCAAAUCCGUUCUUGAAAACUCGAAUACUAAGAGUUUGGAUAAUGCGUUGAAGCCUUUAGAUGAUAUGCUAGCGGAUAGGUUGAAAGAAACAGCGAAUGUUGGAACUAUAAGUGCUGGAGCUUGA